AUGAGUGGCACGAACCAGGCCGCUUUCCGCGGUGCCACCAUCGCCUUCCAGGAAUACUCCCGAGAUCCCUCUCCCGCCUACAACCACCAACCCUCCAGUACCGCCGCCGCCGCCGCAUUCGCCAGCACCGUGAAUCGUCAUGCAGACUCCAAUCAUCGCCAGAUGGAAGCCGACCCUGGGCCCGAAGUGGGCUCUGUGAAGGACAAGAUCGGACGGUUUACCGCCAACUCCCUUGCGCCCCAGCAAGAUAGCAGAGGUCGAGUUUCGGCUUCAUCCCUCGCGCCGCCCACUCCGCAGCAGAUUGCGGCCCGCUUGGCUGCCUCGAGAUCCCCCGAACGGCCUGCGAGGAGCGGUGACAGCACCCCGUCUACAGCGGCCAGCCUAGGGGCAAUACGAAGUGCAAGCAGGAUGCAACCACACACGCCAGAGAAACAGGAGCUGCGGUCGCCCGCCCCGGUGCGUCCGAUCUAUGGUCGGAAGAGUCCCCUGGACAAGAUGCUCCAGGGCGACAGUCCAAGCUCGGAAGAGCUCUCCGGUCCCACGCGAUCCCCAUCACAGCGGCCGAGGGUCCCAGCACGUCGCAAUGAUCACCCUCCGAGUCCCCCUCCAUCCAUCAGGUCACGGCGGUCGCCAGCCCCGUCCGACGAGUCGAAGCCCAAGCCACCCCCGCGAGCCAGCGAUGUCCAUCUCUCGCGAGGAUCUCUCCGAAAGCCCACCACAUCUCUACGGUCCACGCCUAGCUUAGCAUCAGUAUCCGGGCUGUCACACAACACCAGCAGCUCCAGCCUCGUCGAUGAAUCCAGCGGCAUGAGCGAGGAAGCCCUCUCCAAUGCCAUUGUGGCAUCAACUCUCGCAUCAUCGCGCGCCUCUCCCGCAGCGAAAAUACCUCCACCACCUCCUCCACAGCGCCGCCGAGCUCGAUCAAUACUACACCUAGCACAUACCCCCACAAGCGAUCUAUCCAGAACGCCAAGCCCGCCCAAGGGCAUGCCGCAGACCCUACGCGGGAUGCCCAAGCCAGACAGCGACCCGCAUCAGCGACACAAGAUGCGUCUCAUCCGCAAACACCCACACAAGCACCACGAGGGCGACCGCAAGCGCUGGCGCAGCGAGAUCACCGAGCAGGAACGCAAGCGGUACGAAGGUGUAUGGGCCUCGAACAAGGGCCUACUCAUUCCGCCCAGCAUGGGCGACCACCCGGACAUGGUGCUGAAUCUGGUCGUGCGCGAGGUCUGGGGCCGCAGCCGCUUGCCGGCAGCCGCGCUCGAGCAGGUGUGGGAGUUGGUGGAUCGGCAACGGAUCGGGCUGUUGGGCCGAGAGGAGUUCGUGGUGGGCAUGUGGUUGAUCGAUCAGCAGCUCAAGGGCCAUAAGCUGCCUGUUCAGGUGCCUGAUAGUGUGUGGGACAGCGUGCGCCAUAUCACGGGCUUGAGGCUACCGACGGCGUAG
Messenger RNA from Penicillium riverlandense, 1446 nucleotides. RefSeq names its product protein irs4 (gene irs4). Lineage: Eukaryota; Fungi; Ascomycota; Eurotiomycetes; Eurotiales; Aspergillaceae. The record is from RefSeq and is a predicted model, not a curated record. Gene Ontology annotation, molecular function: protein binding. The coding region runs from base 1 to 1446 and encodes 481 amino acids. The transcript has a single exon.